UGAUGCCCGUGUUGCUGGUGGUACUGGUGGUACUGGCAUGGGUGAUGUUGGUGGUGGAGGUCGCUUGGGUACCGUCGGUGACUACCAGGGUCAACUCCGUCCUACUCAUCAGCGUCAAGUUUCUGCCACCUCUUCCUCCGGCGGUCUCUUUGUCAGCCAAGACGGAAUCACCCCCGGACGUUCCGACACAGGCCAGAGCCAGAUACAGAGCGAUGGAAGCCCCAUUGUCAAUGGCGGUGGUAUGGUCGGCUUGGGCGGUGCUCGCCUUAACGUUAAGAGAGAGGCUUUCAGCCCCGGCUCCGACUCUCGGAUCCCCGAUCCCUUUGGCCCUUCUUACUAGGGGCUUCUUCCGUGUAUACUUACUUCGCUUUCUGAGAUCAGAGGGGUCCAGGGAUGGGGGCGGUUGAUGCCUUUCGCUUUUCUCUCGG
Molecule: messenger RNA, 428 nt
Organism: Colletotrichum godetiae
Lineage: Eukaryota; Fungi; Ascomycota; Sordariomycetes; Glomerellales; Glomerellaceae
Exons: 1
Source: RefSeq, a predicted model, not a curated record